This is a messenger RNA of Drosophila bipectinata, 798 nucleotides long. RefSeq lists its product as uncharacterized. Lineage: Eukaryota; Metazoa; Arthropoda; Insecta; Diptera; Drosophilidae. The record is from RefSeq and is a predicted model, not a curated record.
GGCAGGCAGCGCGUGUGAGGCCGGCUAUCUCGGUUUGAUUCUAUAUACUUCUGGCCGAGAGACAAUUGGCCCGGCACACGCACAUGGCUAAUGAAUGGACAUAUGAACGGACGGUCGUCUGGGCAACCGGUCGCUCGAUGUGGCCAUACAAAUUGAGGGGUUAAUUACACGCUGGACAAACGGAUACUGACCAGCGUCGUGGCCAGCGGUGCACAAAAUCAAUACUGGCACAGGAAGAUGCACAUCCAUUGGUAUACAUUCGUGGCUUGCGGCAGAGAUCAGGAAAUCGAGUAGAGUUCUUGAUCGAGUACAUAAAUGCGGCAAAGUGGCGUCCUGUUUUCACGCUUGCAUGGGCAUUAUGCGUACGGUGGGUGGCCUUUCCGGCGAUGGGCAGCCCCAGGACAUACCCAUUGCCACGGUAAGCCACUGUCCGAUCUAUCGACAGGUUCUAGGCGCAGGAACAGGAGCUGGCUCUGCGCCGGCCAAGCGAGUGCCCGUCCUCUUUUCCACCAAUCGCGGUCUAUAUCUGCGCCUCGCUCCACCGCCCGCGGAACACUCAGAGGUGAUGUCCCUGCAGCCACGUAGUCAGAACUACAAUAUUAGCUUCUGUGACUUGGAACGAUGGAGCACCAAACGAGCGAAUGUGGUUAGCCUGGAGGAUACCUUUACGGUAAUGCAGCAGAGGAAUAUGUCGCCGGAACCCUUAAACUACCAGCCCAGGCUAUGGAAAAACAAUGUGAGCUACAGUUUGAUGCACUGAAUCCCGAAAAACAACUUCUCAUUGUCCAAAUAAAUUUC